GCCCACAGUGCACCCUGGGGCUGGCUUUCCCGGCACAGCCCAUGGAAGGGGGAACAGAGGCGCAGGAGCUGUGCCCGAGGGGCGUUGCUUCCCCGGUCGGAUGUAACUCCUGCGGCUUUGGAGGAAGCUGCCGGAGCCCUCCUUGUGCGGGGCCGAGCGCUGCCCUUCCUGCCUUUGGGGGCCUUGCUCCACAUCCCACUCCAUGGGGUCUCCCACCCCAGUCCCCCUCAGAGCCAGAGGGGGUGCCGUGACCCUGGCUCGUUCCCAAUGGAGCCGCUGGUGCCAGAGCCUGGGGAAUGAGGGUCCCAGAGCACCUCAGUGGUGCCCAGGGCAGAGGGAGAGCGGCUCCUUGCAGCAUCCCCCCGCAGCCCCCUCCCCCUGCUGCAGAUAAAGGGGUUUGUUAUCAGCCCCACGGGCUCGUUAUCAGCCCGGCUCUGGCCACUGAUCCACUGCCGUUGGCCACCACAAACCCAGCCAGGGGGACUCCUUCCCCAGCGCUGGGACCACUGGGAUGGCACUGAGGGCAAUCAGGUCAGUGAGGGAGUGACCUGGACCCUCAGUCCUCCAGCUUUUGAGAAGGGAUACCUGAGUGGGGGCUGGAAAUGGAGGCGUGUUCCAGUGGGACAGAGAUAGCCGGGAUUGUUAUUAAUAGUCAUUAAUAACACGGCUCAGUAACGGUGCUGCUCAUUAAUGGGGUUCUGGCCACGGCAGGAGCAGCCUGGGCAGCCUCUGUGAUCCCAGGGGCGGCUCCUCUGCGGCGCUGGGGUUUCCCUAAUGCCGCUAAUUAGCGUUAAUUAACCUACACUGGGGAGUGGGGGGUUCCGCCCCUUCUUUAAUCGAAGAUGGCAUUUUAACCAGAACUGGGACACCCUCAGGGUUCUGCUGCCAGUUGUAGAAGCUUUUGGGUUUAAUUCCUCACUGCCUCCAAUCUGGCUGUCCCAGCACUGGAUAUGGGAUCGUUCCUUAUCUCCAGCCUGAUUAAGCCCUGGCUUGUUCUCCCUGCUGACGCUGCGGACCCUCUCAGUGUCUGGUUCAGUGGCUGCCACGUCCCUGCCUCUGGGGCCCCCCAACCCACAUCCCUGUUUAGCAGCCCCUUUACCCCCUGAGACCACUCUGUCUCAGUUUGGAGACUCCUGUGAGCUCCCCCCUCUUUCAGCCACUGAAUUCCCCCCAAACCCCUCCUUUACACCCCUUUGCUGGGAGAAGGGCCCCACUGUGCCUGCGAGGGGUUGGGGGUCUCUGUGUCCCCCCCAGCCUCCAUCCCUGCACUCAGGUGUUAAACCUGCCUCUUCCACAGCCUGUCCCGUGUUCAAUCUGCCCUCAGCCCAGCUCAGACCCCCCUCAGCCCAGGUUCCAGCCCAGACCUCACAGUGUGUCCCCAGGGCACUCAGGGCUCUUCAGACUUCAUUCACUCUGCAAAGUCCUGCUUGGCUUCUCCGGUGCUUUUCCCCAAAGCUGGAAUUGUGUUCAGUCCCAGUGGGACAUCCACAGCACACGGCCCUGCCACCAGAGGGCCCCCCUCCUGACCCUGUCCCCUCAGUAUUUAUUUGUGGGUCGGGGGGAUGUCUGUUCUCUCUUGGCUAAGCCGAAGGCACUGCUGCAUCCGGCUCCGUGACUGACCUGCGGAGCUGGGAUGCACUGGGAGCUCCACUGGCAGCUGGUCCUGUGGCAGCCAUUGCCCUAAAAUGGGCUUUUUGCAGCAUGGGUGGUCCCAGAGCCUUCCCCCCCCCCCCCGCCAGAUUUUUGAUAAAUGCCUAAAAAAGUCUCCCUGGCAUGUUUUGCUCAAAAUGGGGCCCCAGCACUGGGGGACCCCCCGGAGCCACCGCUGUGUGCACAGUGCAGCAAACCUGGGAGCAAAACGGGGAAUCCUGAGUGCCAAAUGCAAAAUGCCAAAUGCAUCCCCCCUCCUCCAGUGCGACUCCACCCAGUGUGAACCCCCCCCCCCAGUGUGACCCCCUGCCACCAAGUGCCCGAGGUGACACCGCCCGUGCGAAAUGCAACCCCGGCGUGUGACACCCCAGCGCCGAAUGCGGCGCCCGGAGCUGAAACCCCAAAUGCUGCCAGAACCCUGAGGCCCCCCCCCGGCCCUGAGCCCCCCCCAGCGCUGCUGCCCUGAUCCCAGCACCAAAGCCAAUCUUGGUGGGCGGCCAGACCCCCCGGGUGUGGCAGGGGACGGGGUUAUCUCGGGGGUCGGCGCAUUGACACGCGGGUGAGAGCUCGGUGAAACCCCCCGGGAAGGAGCCAGAUGGAGGUGGGGGGAGCUGUGAAGUUUCCCACGGGGGCUCCCCCCCAGCCAUCCGUCGCUCCUGCCCUGUCCUGUCCGUCCCAUCCAGGAGGAGGGCGGGGAGGAGGAGGAAGGGGAGGUAACUCGGUGGGAUUUGCAGGGUGGCUCAGGGGCUGGAGGAGCGGGUGAGCCCGGGAUGAGCUGAGCUGAGCUGAGCCCAGCCCAGCGCCGGGAUGGAGGAGGCAGCGGACGCCUACGCCUACAGUGACAACGAGACGUACUGCGAGUACACGGAGUGGGGCCCCUCGCUGGCCCUGCUGCCCACCAUCUACCUGCUGGUCUUCCUGCUGGGCACCGCUGGCAACGGGCUGGUCCUCUGGACCAUCUUCAAGGGCGGCCGCGACCGCCGGCGCUCCGCCGACACCUUCAUUGCCAACCUGGCGGCUGCCGACCUCACCUUCGUGGUCACCCUGCCCCUCUGGGCCGCCUACACCUGGCUGGGCUACCACUGGCCCUUCGGCACGGCCGCCUGCAAGGUCAGCAGUUACCUGGUCUUUGUCAACAUGUACGCCAGCGUCUUCUGCCUGACGGGGCUGAGCUUCGACCGCUACCUGGCCAUCGUCCGGCCCCUGGCCACCGCCAAGCUGCGCUUGCGGGUCAGCGGGCUGGUGGCCACCGUGGCCCUGUGGUCUCUGGCGGCCCUGCUGGCCCUGCCGGCCCUGGUGCUGCGGCGGGCGGCCGCCCUCGGCGAGGACCCCAGGAUCACCUGCUACAUGGACUACACGGACCUGGAGGCCCUGGGGUCGGAGGGCGCCUGGGAGGUGGGGCUGGGGCUCUCCUCCACCGCCGUGGGGUUCGUGGCCCCCUUCGCCGUCAUGCUCACCUGCUACUUCUUCAUCGCCCGCACCGUGGCCACUCACUUCCGCCGGGAGCGGGCCGAGGGGCUCCGCAAGCGCAAGCGCCUCCUCACCAUCAUCACGGUGCUGGUGGCCACCUUCGGGGGCUGCUGGCUGCCCUUCCACCUGGUCAAGACCCUCUACGUGCUGAUGGACCUGCAGGUGCUGCCCUGGUCCUGCGCCCUGCACACCUUCCUCAACAACCUCCAUCCCUACUGCACCGGCGUCGCCUACAUCAACAGCUGCCUCAACCCCUUCCUCUACGCCUUCUUCGACCCCCGUUUUCGCCACGCCUGCGCCGCCCUCCUGUGCUGCCGGGCCCCCGGCCCCGGCCCCGAGCGCUCUGCCAGCUACUCCUCCGGGCACAGCCACCCCCCCGGGGGCAAGGGGGGCCCCGGCCCGGGGGGCAAGCUGGACCCCGCCACCCAGGAGACGCUCUUCCGCGCCUGAGCCCCCCCGGCCACCCCCGGCGCCCCCCGAGCUGGUCUCCUCGGGGGGGACCCCUCCCACCUCCGCCUUGCCCCAGAGCCUGGCUUGCUUUGGGGACCCCCCCCGCUGGAAAGCCCUGCUCACGGGAAGGGGAAAGUGGGGCAGGGGCUGGGGAGGAGCCCCUGGGGGGCUCGGGCGGGGGCGGCUCCCCCAGCACCCUUUUGUGUUUUGUGUCAAAUAAAUGAGUUUUUGGUUAAAAAA
Messenger RNA from Pseudopipra pipra, 3810 nucleotides. It is a transcript of the gene APLNR, whose product is annotated as apelin receptor. The record is from RefSeq and is a predicted model, not a curated record. Gene Ontology annotation, biological process: cell chemotaxis; calcium-mediated signaling; neurogenesis. The transcript has a single exon. Lineage: Eukaryota; Metazoa; Chordata; Aves; Passeriformes; Pipridae. Gene Ontology annotation, molecular function: C-C chemokine binding; C-C chemokine receptor activity. Bases 2458 to 3570 code for a protein of 370 amino acids. Gene Ontology annotation, cellular component: membrane; external side of plasma membrane.